AUGGUAGUUCAGACUGAAGAAGAAGAAAAGAAGGGAAAAGAUGAAACAGUGAGAAAGAAUAGGAAGGAUGAUGAUGACAGAGACUGCCCCCCUCCAUACUCUACUCCUCAAACUCUCCACCCAGUGUUGCCGAAUCUGCCUCCUCCUCCACCACCUCCAGCUGAUCCGCUGGACACCAGACCACUACAACCUGCUGCCCCACCCCCUGUCUCUCCAAACACCCCAGUGAUUGAUCGUCUGGCAUGGAGCCUGGCUGAAGUCCUGACAGGGUCUGGAGUGAAUCCGGCCUGUCCCACUGGAGGUGCGGUGGGGGGAGCACGCCAGAAGGGAAAGAAGACAAACAAUCCUUUUCUUAAGGCUCCUCCACCCAGCUCCAGUGAGGAAAGUGAGGACGGAGGGGCACCCCUGCUGACUCCCCCGCUGAAGGACCGUCUACGGGCUAGGAUGGAGAGGCGUGCCUCUCUCCCUCCCCGUACGACCCAGCAUCAGACAUGUAUCAACAAUAUCCUCUGAUGGCCUGUCCCAACCCUCAGCCUUGAGCCGACGAUGCCAAUGCCGCAGCCGCCGCAGCCUGGAACCCCAUUGUGUAUGUCCAGAGGACGUGGAGACAUGAUGAAAUCAAAGACAUUGUAGAAGACCUACCAGACCCAAGUAAGGACGUUGUGAAAUAUUCAGCAGAGAUGAGGGUGUUGGUGGGUCAGUAGAAACCAUCUGCUGCUGAGAUAGCCCAUAUCUGUAAAAAGAAACUGGGAUUCAGAUGGGCGGAUGUAGAGAGACAGUUUGAUUGCAACUACCUGUGGGCUGAGAAUGGUGCGUAUCAGGACCAGAUAACGGCGCUGCUGGCCAAGAUUGUUGAGAUGUAUCCAACCAAGACCGACUGGACUGCCAUCAGAGCAUGCACUAUGAAGAAAAAUGAGGGCCUUGAGGCUUUCAGAAAGAGACGUGAGACCUGUUUCAGGAUACACAGUGGUAUCAGACCAAACAAACAUGCAUAUGGUGAUCUGCUGAAAGAUGCAAAGGGGGGCCCCAGAGGUAGAGGAGCACCUGCAUGGAUGCCCCCAUUCCAACAACAGCCAUGGCAGCCACCUCCCAACCAAUGGCAGGGCGGGCCACCUCAUGGGGUCCAGCAACAGUGGGGCCCACAAGAAGUCCCUCAAGGCAGAGGCCAACCUGGGGCUUGACAGACGGGGCCGCCUGCACAGACGACCUUGCACAUUCCAGGACCAGGACAGGAGGAGGAGUAUUGACAUGAUGAGGAGACAGGGACAGUUGUGUUAGAAUCACCAGAGCAACCAGAGCAUUUGUUUUUAAAGAGUCACACCCUUCCCAGAGUAGAGCCAACCGUGGAGGGUUUCGUCAAUGGUGAGUCAAUAAUAUUUAUUGUUGAUACUGGGGCUGCUAUGUCUGUCAUUAACUGCAAGGCUAUGACAAAACCUCCCAUGUCUAGUGAAACAGUCAGAACUGUAGGGGUUUCAGGCCUCCCAUUCAGAGAUUAUGUAACUAUGCCUCUGCCUGUCUCCUUUUGUGAGGAGAAGUUUCAGCAUCAAUUUCUCUACUCUGACCACUGA
Molecule: messenger RNA, 1568 nt
Organism: Coregonus sp. 'balchen'
Lineage: Eukaryota; Metazoa; Chordata; Actinopteri; Salmoniformes; Salmonidae
Source: the annotation of a GenBank genome assembly